Anas platyrhynchos (mallard) is the source of this 3113-nucleotide messenger RNA. It is a transcript of the gene PNPT1, whose product is annotated as polyribonucleotide nucleotidyltransferase 1. Gene Ontology annotation, molecular function: 3'-5'-RNA exonuclease activity; RNA binding; polyribonucleotide nucleotidyltransferase activity. Gene Ontology annotation, cellular component: mitochondrion; cytosol. Lineage: Eukaryota; Metazoa; Chordata; Aves; Anseriformes; Anatidae. Gene Ontology annotation, biological process: mitochondrial RNA 3'-end processing; mitochondrial mRNA catabolic process. The record is from RefSeq and is a predicted model, not a curated record.
GGCGGCCGCCGCUGUGCCCGCCCCGUCCCAGCGCCAUGGCCGCCGCCACGAGCCGCCGCUGGGCCGCGCUGGGCGCCCUGCCCCUGGGGGCCGUUGGCGGCCGGGUCGCGGCGAGAUGGCGGCGCCCUGGCGCUGCCGGGAGGCUGCGGGCCGCGAAUGGCUCCUGCCCGCGGCCUGGCGGCGCAGCCCGGGCCCGGCCGGGCCGUGGCGGUGGAGGUGGGGGGCAGGAAGAUGGAGCUGUCUUCUGGAAAGCUCGCUAGGUUUGCUGAUGGGUCUGCUGUUGUUCAGCUAGGUGACACAGCAGUAAUGGUCACAGCAGUCAGUAAAACCAAGCCUUCUACAUCUCAGUUCAUGCCACUAGUGGUUGACUAUCGUCAGAAAGCUGCGGCAGCAGGAAGAAUUCCUACAAACUAUUUAAGAAGAGAACUUGGUACUACUGACAAAGAAAUUCUUACAAGCAGAGUAAUAGAUAGGUCAAUCAGACCCCUCUUUCCAGUAGGCUACUUCUAUGAUACACAGAUCCUUUGUAAUCUUUUAGCAGUAGACGGUGUCAAUGAUCCUGACAUUCUGGCAAUUAAUGGAGCUUCUGCAGCUCUUGCCUUAUCUGAUAUUCCAUGGAAUGGUCCUAUAGGUGCAGUAAGGGUAGGACUAAUCGAUGGAGAAACUGUUAUCAAUCCAACCCGAAAACAAAUGUCUUCUAGCAUUUUAAAUUUAGUUGUUGCUGGAGCCCCACAAAAUCAAGUUGUUAUGUUGGAAGCAACUGCUGAGAAUAUAUUGCAACAAGAUUUCUGUCAUGCCAUCAAAGUAGGGGUGAAGCAUACCCAGCACAUAAUUCAAGGAAUUCAACAGCUAGUGAAAGAACAAGGUGUUGUCAAGAGAACUGUUCAGAAGUUAUUUGUUGCUCCUGAGGAGAUUGUGGAAUGUGCAAAGAAACUUGCUUUUAACAAGAUCUACACAGUGUUCACGGAUACUAGCCAUGAUAAAAUUUCUAGAGAUGAAGCAAUUAACAAAAUAAGGCUUGAAACAGAAGAGCAGCUGAAAGAAAAAUUUCCAGAGGCUGAGCCAUAUGAAAUCAUGGAAUCUUUCAAUGUGGUCUCUAAGGAUAUUUUUAGAAAUCUUAUUCUGAAUGAAUAUAGAAGAUGUGAUGGAAGAGAUUUGACUUCCCUCAGAGAUAUUAAAUGUGAAGUGAAUAUGUUUAAAAUGCUUCAUGGAUCAGCCUUAUUUCAGAGAGGUCAAACACAGGUUCUCUGUACAGUUACAUUUGACUCCAUAGAAUCAAGUGUAAAAUCAGAUCUUAUUUCAACAGCUGUGAGUGGAGUUAAAGAUAAAAACUUCAUGCUGCAUUAUGAGUUUCCUCCUUACGCAACAAAUGAGAUUGGUAAAGUUACUGGUGUAAACAGAAGAGAACUUGGACAUGGUGCACUGGCAGAGCGAGCACUGAAACCAAUUAUUCCUCAGGAUUUCCCUUUCACAAUACGAGUUACUUCUGAAGUCUUAGAGUCAAAUGGGUCAUCUUCAAUGGCUUCUGCAUGUGGUGGGAGUUUGGCAUUAAUGGAUGCAGGAGUUCCAGUAUCAAGUGCAGUGGCAGGUGUAGCAGUGGGUCUCGUUACCAAAUACAGUCCAGAAAAAGGAGAUCUUGAGGACUAUCGUUUGCUGACAGACAUCCUGGGAAUUGAAGAUUACUAUGGUGAUAUGGAUUUCAAAAUGGCGGGUACUAAUAAAGGGAUAACUGCCUUGCAGGUUGAUCUAAAACUACCAGGAAUACCAAUAAAAGUUGUCAUGGAAGCUAUUCAGCAAGGCACUGCUGCAAAGAGGGAGAUUUUGCAAAUUAUGAACCAAACACUGGCAAAACCCAGACCUAACAGAAAAGAAAAUGGACCAGUUGUAGAAACUAUCCAUGUGCCAUUAUCAAAAAGGUUAAGGUUCAUUGGUCCUGGGGCCUAUAAUUUGAAAAAACUUCAAGCACAGACAGGUGUAACUUUAAGUCAGCUGGAUGAAGAGACGUAUUCUGUGUUUGCUCCCACACCUAGUGCUAUGCAUGAAGCAAGAGAGUUCAUCCGUGAAAUCUGCAAAGAUGACCAGGAAGUUAAUUUGGAAUUUGGUGCAGUUUAUACAGCCACAAUUACUGAAAUUAGAGAUUCUGGAGUGAUGAUAAAAUUGUAUCCAAACAUGACACCGGUGUUACUUCAUAAUUCACAGCUUGAUCAAAGAAAGAUUAAACAUCCUAGUGCCCUGGGAUUAGAAGUUGGACAAGAAAUUCAGGUUAAAUACUUCGGACGUGAUCCAACUGAUGGUAGAAUGAGGCUUUCACGUAAAAUUCUGCAGUCACCAGCCACAACUGUGCUUAAAACCCUCACAGACAAAAACAGCAUUGUGAUGGGAGGUAGUGUUCCACAGUCGUCUACUUCAUCUCAAUGACUGGAAAAAAGGCCUGGUAGUUCAUGGAAACAUGAGCCACCUUUGCUUGAAUCUGCAGAUGUCUUCACAAGAAUCUGUAUGUGGAUGGUAGUGAAUCAUAUUUUUAAAAUAGAUGGUAUUCACACUUAAAGGUGAUGUAGAACUUAAAAGUAUUCAAACUGGUUAAAGCAUUGUUCAGAAGAAACAGGAACAACCAAUAUUCUUACAUUGUGUAGCAUGGGUGCGAAUCUAAGAAUGUGGAAUUGCAUAGACUGAAGAGCAGACUACUUCAAGUCAUUUCAGUGCUUAAGAUUCUUCCUGCUGCCAUCUCAGGAUAAAAAUGCAAAGAUGGAAGGCAAGUACUUAGAGGUACAUCCUGGGAGAAGGAGUUCUCCUCUGUAUGUGGUUGAUGAAGUAUGACAGUGGUUGAGAGGCGUACUUGGCCAGUCCAAGUUUUACUGGCUUUUCAGUGUCUAAGACUUAAAUCUUGAGCAAAAUGUGGAAACUUUACAAAUUAUCACCUGUAUCAUGAUGGGCACUCUUUCAGAUAAAUACAUAAUAACUGCCAUAGGGUUCAGACUUGCUAAGGUAUCUGAGCAGAAGGGGGACAAAAAUGAAGAAACAUCCUGAAGCAACAUCACUUAUCUGGGUUCAUUAAUACUGAGUUUUAAGAUAAAUAAUAAAAACAUUAAAAUAGUUGUUUUACAAUAAACAAA